UACGUGCUGAAAAAAGCUUUAAAAAGACAAUUUUCUCACAUCCUAUCGCUUAUUCUAAUAACAAAAUGGCUCUUAAAAGAAUUAAUAAAGAAUUGUAUGAUUUAGGUAUUGACCCACCGUCAACUUUUAGUGCUGGUCCUAUCGAUGAUGAUCUUUUCCAUUGGCAAGCGUCAAUUAUAGGUCCUAGUUAUACUUCAUAUUCCGGAGGUAUAUUUCAUCUUGAUAUUCGUUUUCCUAGUGAUUAUCCAUUCAGACCACCAACGGUGAAGUUUACAACAAGAAUCUAUCAUCCGAAUAUUACUGAUAAUGGAAGUAUAGACGUGGAUUUCUUAAGGGACCUAUGGUCACCAGCAAUUACCAUCACUAAGGUACUCUCGGGAAUUUGUUCAUUGUUGAGUGAUCCAAACCCAGAAUGUGAUAUAAUGCCCGAAAUAUCUCAAUUGUACAAGACUGAUCGUAAUCGUUAUGAAGCCACUGUUAGGGAAUGGACUCGUAAAUAUGCUAGUGAGACAUUAUAAGAUUUUUCUUUAUUAACAUUUUUAUUAUUUAAAUUUUAUUAUCUAAACCCGUACAUGUCCAUUUAAUGUCUUAUUUUUAAUAUACUUUUCUUAAAUUUAAAUGUAAUUAUUGUUCAAAUGAAUCUAAAAUAUCUUGGUAUAAAAAGAAAAGU
Molecule: messenger RNA, 670 nt
Organism: Rhizophagus irregularis DAOM 181602=DAOM 197198
Lineage: Eukaryota; Fungi; Glomeromycota; Glomeromycetes; Glomerales; Glomeraceae
Product: Ubiquitin-conjugating enzyme E2 4
Source: RefSeq, a predicted model, not a curated record